Brassica napus (rape) is the source of this 1206-nucleotide messenger RNA. RefSeq lists its product as uncharacterized. NCBI's taxonomy places the organism in Eukaryota, Viridiplantae, Streptophyta, Magnoliopsida, Brassicales, Brassicaceae. The coding region runs from base 432 to 785 and encodes 117 amino acids. The transcript has 2 exons. The record is from RefSeq and is a predicted model, not a curated record.
AAAAAAUUGUCCAUUAUUGAUUCAUUCCUUCAUGUUUCUUUUCAAAGAAAAGGAAAAAAAACACAUACUGACAUUUGCCAUUUGGAUUGAAUAUUUAGGUCAACCACUAAUAAUAUAUAUAUAUAUAUAUGUGGUGUUUGGUGGUCAAAUGAGAAGGAACAAUAUACAAGGGUUGGUGUGGUGGGUUAGAAGAAUUUUGCAUGACCAACCAACUCUAGUGUUUAUGGUUUAAGCAGAACUAAACCUUAGAGAAGCCACAUACAUACAUAACUACAACCACCACCACAACCUACACAAAAAGAGGUUCACCCAACUCGACCGGACCCAUAUCAGGAUUAAUAUGUAUUUGCCAUCUGAAUAUUGGGCGUAACGCAUAUAUAUUACAAAUGCAUGGGAUGUAGUUUGAUAGUAUUAUUUGAAAUCGUAGCAACAUGUCUUGCAAGGGAGAGGUUGUGCUACGUUUGGAGGAAGUGUUGCUUCUCUUACCUUCAAAUCUCUUCAACGAGGUCUUUCUUGACUGCAUCGGUCCAUUUCCACAGAGCUAUAGAGAAGGUAGCUACUAUGAUCGGAAGCUACGGACGUGCUACCCGUCGAACAACUACGGUUUCAUAAAAAAGCAAAGCGAUGAUGCUGGUUCUGGGGGGAUAAAGCCACGUGGCACUGGAGUGUUUCUUCCUGCAAGACCGGUGAGUAGCCCAGAAGAGAAGAGACCGAAGAAGAAGACAUGCCCCAUCAUCUCAUCUUGUUCUAAACAAGUUUUUCUUCCUAAGGAAUGGGCGUAUUAGCUAGUAAAAAACAUUUUAUUGUCCCUGUGUAUAUCUUAUACUAUUACAAGGCUAAACACACAAAAAUAAGUUUAAAUGUCUGUCUCUAGAGUUGGGACCUAUAGAUUAGUAUUGGGUAAGGUUUGAUAUACACACCAUACCAGUUAACAGUACAAGUCUAGCUUCAGUGCUCAACCAUAAACAUAUAUGUAUAUCUAUCCAAAUGGACAGAAGAGAUGCUGAAGGAUGAUUUGAAAAAUAGUAUAUUUCCAUGGUUAAGUACAAGUACAAUAAACUAGUUACACACAUGCUUGGUGCGUCCUUCCCGGUCCUCUCGUACUAGGGAAAGGUACUCUCAAUGCUCUAACGCCCUUCUAAUGGUAAUUCACAUAUUUGGCAAAAAAAAAUGUACAAUUAGAAGAACAAGAAACUCGUGUCCUUU